AUGAGGCUGGGCUGCGUUGAUGGGCAGCAGCUGGGUAGCCGCUUCCUCCGAGCGCUUGCACCGUAGGACGCCUCCAUAGCAGCCUCCUGCGGGGCUGCUUUCAGUCCAGGAUGAAUCCUCUCAACUGUGGGGAUCCCAUCAGUUAUGCAGAAUUCAUGAAGGAACAUGGAAAUCAAGACUUCAAAAAUGGGAAUUAUUCUUUAGCCAUCAAAAAGUACGAUGAAGCAAUACAAGUAAUGAAUUAUGUAUACCAAACAAGAGGAGUUUCUCAUCGCCGAGACAUGGCAGUUUUACUGUGCAAUCGAUCAAAUGCCUUCUACAACUUAAGUAAGUGGGGCGAAGCCUUUCGCUCAGCACAAAACAGCCUCCAUUGGGAUCCAACUUACGUUAAGGGGUACUACAGAGCUGGUUACUCAAUGAUUAAAUUGUCACAAUUUAAUUACAACUUUAGCUGUCUAGAUGCAGCUAGAAUAUUCUGUCAAGGUUUGAACUUUCUCCGUACUUCAUCAGAUGUGGGUCAAAUUUCUGAUUUUAUAGUUGGUGUCUUCUCAAGUUUUAACAAUGAAAGGUCUAUAAACGCACAUUUUAUAUCCAUCUGUAAACAAAUUGUGAACGAUAAUUUCAGUCCAUCAGUUUGGCAACAGGUGAUUGAAAAGCUGGUCAGGAAAGGAUUGUGGCAGUCUUGCCUAUUGUUGGCUUCUGAGAAAGACAGGUUGCCAGAAAGUCUGAGAGUCACCAAUUUAUCAUUGAAGCAUCUAUUUGAGACAUACGUUAUUUUUGGUCAAUAUGAGAGAAUGGAAAGGGUACCGAAACUAGUGGAAUGGCUUAUCUCCAUUGGAGCAAAUGUAGAGAGUAUUGGAGCCUAUCCACUUCAUACUGUCAUCCUGCUUUGUAUCAAAGCAAAAGGAAAUCACCUCUUCAGGUGGCUACUCGAUCAUAAGCCUGAACUGAAGAGUCUUAUCAACCAGCAAAAUAAAGAAGGGUCUACGGUUCUCCAUGUUAUAGCAUCCCAAUCCAGUGGAUAUCCUUUAAAAAGUCAAAUAGAAGAUGUGGUGAUGCUUCUAAACGCUGGGGUGGACCCGAGAAUCCUUGAUGCACAGUCAAGGUCUGCAGUGGAUAUCUUAAAAAAAAACAAGAAGUUCAAGGCUAUGGAUAUAAUCAACAAGCACAUAGGCAGACAUGUGUUAUGUCCCGAGGAGUCACCAGGGCAGACAGAAAGCAAAACUUCUGCAGAUGCUGUUGUCUCGCUUCAGGAUGCUUUUGACCAGUUUGUGCGGUUUUGCUGUUUGGAAAACAGAGCGCGUAGUAUCAAGUCAUUGAAGCAUGAAAAAAUCCAGAGGCUUCUGAGGCUGCUGUCUGCAGCAGAAGAAAUUCCUGAAGAAAUAGUCUGUGACGUUCCUCCUUCCUUUGCAAGCAACUUCAUAAUGCUGUUGCUGAAGAACCAUCGGUGGCAUGAAGUUCUGUUGCUGCUGACCCGAACGGCCACAGGGGCGAUGACAUCGGGAAACAGCCUUCUUAAAAAAUGCAAUUUCUCAGACCUUGACAUUGGCUCUGUCUUGAAAAACCUAGACAAGUUGUAUAGACGACGAGUGCAGCUCGUAAAAUGCUUGAUAGAAAGAGGAGCAUCACCCGAGGGGACUGGAACUAGCCCUGAGAAUCCACUUCAGAAAUGCUUAAAAAACAACGACUUUGAGUUGGCAUAUUUGCUGCUGAAGUCUGGUGCGGAUCCUCGUCGUCUAUCCAUUGUGGAAGGUGAUACUCCUUUACAUGCUGCACUGUCAAUUUGUUCUGAUAAAAAAGAUGAUAAUGGCUUCCAUAUCCUGAAAUACCUUCUAGAUUUGUAUGUUUUGGAUCCAUCCACAUUUCCACAUCUUAAUCCCAAUAAUCAAGACAAGAAUGGAAAUACAGUAAUGCACAUGAUUUUUCAGAAAACCCCCACCAAGGAGGUUAAGAAAAUGUUAGGCUUGCUAGCAAAGUUUGACAUUAACUUUAAUUUAAAAAAUAAAGCUGGCAGAGAUGUGCGUCACAAAAAGAAGAAGAAUGACCCAAUGCUUAUAGCUUGGAAUGAAGCUCUGGCUGAGAACAAGAAGAAAUCCCGACAUGAUGCAGCUGGACAGCCAAUUAAAAUAGUCAAGUCCACUUCAGGUUGUAACAAAUCACAACUGAAAACUUCAAGCCAUUCAACUGCAUGUUCAUCCAAAAUGGCACCUGGAAAACUGGGCAAGGAGCCCAAAGUAGGCACUGUUUCCCAUAAGCAGGAAGAAGCAGAAGGAAAAGAUUCCGCUUUUAGGGAUAUUAAUAAGCCGUUGACUGUACGAGACUGUCUUGUGCAAGAUAUCGCACAGUUAAUCCAGAAACUCAUAUGGGGUGAAGUCUCAGCAAAAAUUAAUUCAGUAGCAUCCGAGGAAACGAAACCAUUUCCUACAGUAGCUAAGGCUCAAAGUGAAGAGAGUGAAUGUCAACAGACUUGUGGCCGUGAGGGAUUGGCUUAUAACGGUAGCGGGGAUGCUUGCCCAAACAAAGACAAUUCAAGGAAGAAGGCCCAUGAUGAGCACAAUGAGGACAAAGGAGAAGAGGGAGAAGCCGCUGAAGAUGAUGUGCUAUUUCAGGACUUUGAGCCAUGCAAUCAGGACUUUGAUAAUAUGACAUGGGAAAUUGAGUGCACAUCUGAAAUGCUGAAGAAGUUGGGAAACAAAAGCAUCCCUCGUUAUAUGAAGAGCAAGGUAAUAUACAUAAUUCAACAGCUGGGGAAUGGAGAGUGGACCCAGGGUCUACAGAAGCGGCUGAAACAUUUGAAAGGUGACAUUCAGCUCUUUGAAGCAAAAUUGGACAAAGGCGCAAGGAUGCUGUGGGAGCUUGCGAUAGACUUUUCUCCUCGUUGCAGUGAGACUGCAGAAAAGAUCAUAGAGAACGAGCAUUCUACUCAUCCAACGGAAAAAACUGGGAGAGUUUACACAGAAAUCAUUCGGAUAUGGGACAUUGUACUGGAUCACGACAAACUCAACCACACCAUUGACACAAUAUGUAUUGCAUACAAUCGUGGACUUUCUUGCAUCUUGAGGAAAAAACUCAAAGGUAUGAAUGCAGGCCUGACCUCUUCUAACCUGAAAACACAAAAGCGCAUUCCUCGCAUUUACGUUGAAGAUACCAAGGCUGAAAAAUCAAAAGAUGAUGUCCUGCCUGAAUACUUUCCCCCAGCUAGUGCAGUAGAAACUGAAUACAAUAUAAUGAAAUUUCACAGUUUCAGUACGAACAUGGCCCUUAAUAUCAUAAGUGAUAUGACGUCCGCUGUGGAAUACCCUUUCAGAGUGGGUGAAUUGGAAUAUGCAGUCAUUGACUUGAACCCCAAACCAUUGGAGUCAAUAAUCUUAAUUGGACGGAGUGGAACAGGAAAGACUACUUGCUGCUUGUACCGGCUUUGGAAAAAAUUUCACUGUUAUUGGGAGAGAGCAGAGUUGGCAGGAGGUCCCUUGCUGGUCAGACAAGUAUGGCACCGACUGAAAUUUAAUGUGCAGUUGGGAAACAAGAAUGGUGAGGAGGAGGAAGAUCACGAUGACAAACAAGAUGGCUAUGACCCUGUUGAUUCAGCUGAAUUGGAAUCCUCUUUCAGUACAGAUAAUGAGCAAGAACAAGAUGAGGAUGAACAGUGUUCUUCAAGUUUAGGGGACUCAGAGAUGAAUUCAGUCGGUGACUGUGAUGAGGAUGAGGAACAUACUGCAGAAGAAUCUGACAAGCUGGAACACUUGCAUCAGAUCUUUGUUACUAAAAAUCAUGUUUUGUGCCAGGAAGUCCAGAGGAACUUCAUUGAGCUUAGCAAGUCUUCCAAGGCAACCAGUCACUUCAAGCCACUUGAAGCAAAUGUUUACAAACUUCAAGAUGUUAAAGAUGAGAAUUUUCCUCUUUUCCUCACAUCCAAACAGUUGCUGCUCUUACUUGAUGCCUCCAUGCCUGAGCCAUUUUUUCUUCGGAAUGAAGAUGGAAGUCUUAAGCAUACCAUUGCUGGAUGGUCUACCAAUGAAGAUAGGGUCAUUUCAAAUUGGCAAGAGGAGGAUGAAGAUCUUGAUGUAGAAGUGGAUUAUGAUGAGGAUGAGAAGGCUGCAGAGGUUCAUAAAAAGGACUGUGAUCCUCGAGUCUUUGUUACUUUUGUCGUAUUUGCUAAUGAAAUCUGGCCGAAAAUGGUGAAAGGUAAAUGUACCUACAAUGCAGCAUUGGUUUGGAAAGAAAUAAAAUCUUUUUUGAAAGGGUCUUUUGAGGCACUGAGCAGCCACCAAGGCAUACUUACAGAGGAAGAGUAUAAAAAGCUAGGCCGAAAGAGGUGCCCAAACUUCAAAGAAGAUCGUAGUGAAAUUUACCAACUAUUUUGUCGUUACCAACAAAUAAGAUCACAAGGAAAUUAUUUUGAUGAGGAAGACGUCCUGCACAAGUUGUCUCAACGACUUUUGAAGCUCAGCGACUUACCAUGGUGCAUUCAUGAGCUUUAUGGGGAUGAAAUUCAGGAUUUCACACAGGCCGAGCUAGCAUUGCUAAUGAAAUGUAUCGAUGAUCCCAAUGCAAUGUUCCUGACUGGUGACACUGCACAGAGCAUCAUGAAAGGAGUUGCUUUUCGUUUCAGUGACUUGAGAUCACUUUUCCACUACGCCAGUAAAAACUCCAAUGACAAGAAACAGUGUAUUGUUAGAAAACCAAAAAGGAUAUAUCAGCUUUAUCAGAACUACAGAUCGCACUCAGGAAUUCUCCACUUGGCCUCAGGAGUUGUUGAUUUGCUUCAGUACUAUUUCCCAGAAUCUUUUGAUCGUCUUCCUAGGGAUUCAGGCCUUUUUGAUGGGCCUAAGCCAACUGUGUUGGAAUCAUGCAGUGUUAGCGAUCUGGCAAUCUUGCUGAGAGGCAACAAAAGAAAAACACAGCCAAUAGAAUUUGGAGCACAUCAGGUGAUACUAGUAGCAAAUGAAAUGGCAAAAGAAAAGAUUCCUGAGGAACUUAGUUUGGCUCUUGUGUUAACAAUUUAUGAAGCAAAAGGCUUGGAAUUUGAUGAUGUGCUCCUUUACAACUUUUUCACCGAUUCAGAGGCUUACAAAGAAUGGAAAAUAAUUUCUUCUUUUACACCCCUAUCUUUUUUACCGGAAGAAAACAAAUUGAUCAUUGAAAUACCCUUGGAGAAAGAAGUUGAUCCUCAAGGAAAGCUUCCUGUUCUGAACCAAGAAAUGUACAAGAUGCUUAAUGGAGAGCUAAAGCAAUUAUAUACUGCUAUCACAAGAGCCAGGGUCAAUUUGUGGAUCUUUGAUGAAAACAGCGACAGACGUGCACCUGCAUUUCAGUAUUUCACCAAGCAAGAACUUGUUCAGGUUGUCAAAACAGAUGAGAAUAAAGACUUCGAUGAUAGUAUGUUUGUUAAAACAUCAACUCCAGAAGAAUGGGUCGCACAGGGAGAAUAUUAUGCUAAACACCAGUGUUGGAAGGUGGCUGCAAAAUGCUAUCAAAAGGGAGGAGCAAUUGAAAAGGAAAAACUGGCCUUGACACAUGAUGCCGUGCUUAAGGUUCAAUCAAAGAAGAUCAGCCCCAAAGAGAAGCAAAUGGAAUAUAUGGAUCUGGCUAAAACCUACCUUGAGUGUGAUGAACCAAAUUUGGCUCUCAAAUGCCUAUUUCAUGCCAAAGAGUACCAGCUUUGUGCACAGCUUUGUGAAAAAUUAGGAAAGGUGAAAGAGGCUGCAUAUUUCUAUAAGAGAGGCCAGUGCUACAAGGAUGCAUCCAGGUGUUUUGAACAGAUCCAGGAGUUUGAUCUUGCACUUAAAAUGUGUUGCCAUGAGGAGCGAUAUGAAGAAGCAGCAAAGUCUGUUAAACGAUAUGAGAAAAUACUACCGAAAGACAGACAGCUUUCAUACACAGCCAACCAGUUCUAUUUGGAAGCUGCCGCAAAGUAUUUGCGUGCAAACAGGAUCAGCGAAAUGAUGGAGGUGCUCUCUCACCUCGACAUUGAAGACCAGCUUGUGUUCUUGAAAACGCACAAACACUUUUCUGAAGCAGCUGACCUAUUGAAAAGGGAGGGCAGAAGUGAAGAAGCUGCAAAGCUGAUGAAACAGCACGGCUUUGUGUUGGAAGCAGCAAAGCUCACUAACCAAAUGGACUUCCGGGCAUCAUGUUUGCUUGCUGCCGCCCGCCUUAGUGUGGCAGGCUGUCAUAAGCUGGAGAACUUAAGGGACAUCUUGGAAGAAGCCUUAGAAUUGUGUGAGCAACAAAAGCAAAAGUCUGGUAGUGCAGAGGCAACCUAUUUCAUGGGUAUUCUAGAGAAAGACUUCCAUACGUUGACAAAGGCCUUCCAUAUGUUUUUUCAUGUGAAUCACUAUGCUGGUGCUGUGGAAGCUCUGUUUGAAGCAAUUCAAUGUGAUGAGGAAAGUGAGGUCAUCUUGAAAUUAGCAUCCCAUGGCAUUGAGGUGCUUCUGAAACUGGUCAAAGCUUUCAAAAAAGCAGGCACUAAUGCUGAGAGAGAAAUGGUGAAGUCGUGUUUUGAAUACUUUGGAAUUGUGCCGGUAGAUGGGAAACUUUGCCAGGUUUCCCAGAAUGAGGCUGGAUGCGUUCUAGAGUUUCUGCCUGAAAAUUUUCACCCAAGAGAGAAGAAAACAAGUGAUCCGUUCAUUGUCAGCCUGGAAGAAGUGAAAAUUGCACUGAAUAAGCAUUUAUUGAACAGACUGACUGCCGUUGCUCACCGUUUGCUUGAACUGAACUUCCCCAAUAUCUGUAUGAAGUUCAUUGUAGGCUUGAAAUGUGAGGAUGAAGCCUGUGAAGACUUCCAUAGAGUCUUGGCAUUCCAUGAGAUAAAAUCUGUAUUUCAGUGUAAAAUGCACCUGGCUGCAAUAAAUGGGCUACUGUUAGAAGCCAAGCAAUUGUUCCCAAAAGAAAUGCUUCAUGAGCCCAAUGCUAUUGAUGAAUUGUUGACAGUUGAUAAGUAUGCACUGUGCAAAUCUCUUAUAAAUGUCAUCUUUCCUAAACAUUUUCAUCUGAGAAUGGUGUCCGAAAACUCAGGCGCAUGCAAAUACACCUUGAAUCUUCAUACCUGUGGUUUUAGAAUAUCUAAUCCUAGCAGGACAGUGCUGAGGGAAUACAUCAGAUCUGAGUUUAAAAACGAGACUGCCCAAAACAGAAGAGAAUCUACUGAUUUGUGGCUGAAGACGAUGCAAGUCUUUGCCUUAACGUCUUGUUAUCCUGAAGAGUUGGAGCGGUUCCUUUGCAGAGAAGAAGAUGAAUAUAAUAGAGAACUGAAGAUGGUAGAAGAAAGGGGGAGAGGGAGACUCAAAGGUGUAGAGGGCAGAUAUGGCAUGUUGAUGCCCGACAAAUACGCAGGAAAUGCUGAAAGCACCCACUUGUGUUUCAUUCGACUCAUGCAGGAUUCCAUGGACCAGCUCUACGUUCACAGAAACGUUGAGCAGUGUAAAUGGCUGUUUUACCGUUUCAUGAACGUCUUGGUGAAGAAAUGCAUCGACCCUCUGAUUCCAAGCAUAGGAAACACAGUGACUUUGCUGGAGUUUCAGUUUAUCCUGGGCUGUGCUGUCCUCAUGCGCCUGUGCAAAAACAUGACCCUGUGUCUUCCCAAGAGUUACAUUGCUCUCCUCCACUACUGGGAUUUUUUAUUUACAAGGGGAGACCGACACAGAGAGGUCUGUUUAAUUAUACAAGAGUAUAAGCCAGAAGACACAAAGCGAGCCAUACAGGAAUUUAAGUUUCAUUUGAAGUAUUUAGCUGACGUUCUGUGUAAAUAUGAAAAAUUCAAUGUACUCCUGGAUGCUUUUGGUGACCCUGAUUACAUCAUGUCAGGGGAAGCUGAGCGUACUGUGGUGCUUUGCUUAGUGAUGUUAAUAAAUGCUGAUCAGGUGCUUAAUUGGAAAUAUAAAGUUAUCUUAGCUGAGCAUUUUCCUACCCUCAAGGAAAGCCUUAUGGAAAUGAAAAAGGGGUGCCCUUCCAAAGUGCCUGAAAGGUUGCUUAAGAUCGUGGAUUUGAUGAGCGAGACCUCUGAUGUUAAAGAAGUAGUUGAAGGCCUCAAGGAGCUACUGUUUUGCCGAGAUGAAGAGUUUUUAGCUGACUGUUGUUGGAGGUGGGAUCCUAAAGGAUCAUGGAGUUCAAGGCAUGAGGAUAACAAAGGUAUCAGAGGGAUCUAUUACAGAGUUGCUGACUUGGACAGAUUUGCAUUCCUCAGCCAAGCAGACUAUUUUGAAGAGCCAGAAACGGACCUGGAAAAAAUGAUCUAUGUUGAAGAGAGAGAAGAUCCAUUAGCCAACAUAGCCUCAAUACGGCAGCAGAAGCAACAACAAAAAGCUUCUGCCAAGCGGAAAUUGCGGUGCCUUUUCCUGUUUGUCCGCUGUUGUGUUAGAUGGAAAAGUAUUUCGUGUUCAAAACCAGAGUCUUCGGAAAUGGCGUUGGGAGUCUUUAAAAGAGCAGAUAUUGACCAGACACAGUGUGACCUCUGUGGAGUCAAAUUUCUUCAAAAUCCUGCAAACUUCAGUCCUCGGACAGAACACUCUGAGAAAGAAACCACAGAAAUGGCAACGCCAACAGAGACUGACUGGGAAGAGGGUGAAAUCUUUGUUGCUGGUCAAACUUUUGAAAGUCAUGUCAACCUGGAUGAACAUAAAAAUAAGCAUGCCUCUUACCAGAAAUAUGUUGAGUUUUUCAAAACCAAGGUGGAACCAUUAAUACAUAAGGGGAUGAAUGUGGUGGAAAGGAUUGUAGAGAAUACCAGUAUCAAAGGUCAUUUGGCAUCCAACGAGCAGUCUAAUAUAGAGGAAAGAAAAAUUCAAGAUGCUAUUAAGAAGAUUUCUGACACAGUGGAGGACAUCUACAAGAGAAAAGCAUGGGCAGAUGCUGAAGAAACCUUGUGCAAGUUGGCUAGCAAUUUGAAUUCUUAUUUAGACAAUGCUAUAAACUGGCUGGAGAAAACAGAGUCCUACUUACUAAAGGAGGAAGAGUUUGACCAUGACAAAGACUUGGACAAUGAAGUAAAAGGUGAAGAAGUAACCUUUGAGGAACUGCACCACAAAAAGCAGUCAAGAAAGAAGGGGAAAAAGAAAAGAAAAUAAACGUUAAAGUGCUGGGAUUUAAUCUUUGAUUUCAGCUGUAUUUUAUUUACAUUGUAAAAACCUUACUCUUGAAGUCUAAAAAUACGCACACACAGAAAUUGUGAAGUGUACCAGCAAAGAUUUUUCUCCCACAGGAAUUUGGAUAGAAGGACAGCUUAUAGUCAUGAGGGGUUGAUUUUAAAAGUGUGUGGAGAAACUGAAUUUUGGAUAUAAUCAGCUCGUCAGCAGUGAAACAGUCCAGAACAGCCCAUUUGCCAGAAAGUCCCAAGUCUCUGCUGGAAAUGUUAAAGCAACUGGAAGGGAGCAUCAUUUGGUAGGAAAGGGAUGCUUGGCUCUUUUUUUCUUGCUGCAUUUGCUGCAUUGUGAGGGAAACAGCCCCUCCAUUUGUUCUUCUCAGAUUACACCCUCUCUCUACUACUUUACAGAUGUUUGACAGAGGUCCAGGUUUGUAGACCUCUGUCUCCAUCAAAUGUGUAGUUCCACCUUUAAAAACCAAUGCAAAAGUAAAUGGGAGGGGAGAUAGACUCAUCCUCUCCUUUAUUUUUCACCUUCUUUACUUUAAAUUCUCCACUUUUUAAGUAAACAAAAAACUACCAGCUGGACUAGAAACACCCACGGCAAGAAGUGGGAUUUUCAAGUUUCAUAAAACUGUAAUAUUUCAAGAUGUUAAAUGAUCGCUUAAGCAAGUAAAAUGCCACUGUGGAUAUGUGACACCCAUGCCUAGUCCUUUCCCCCGAGUCUCUCAGAAACCGAAUGGAGUCAAUGAUUGUGUUUAUUUUUCUAAUUUGUUUUGAUAUUAAUUGUUCUUUACAUAAGUCAAAAUUAUAAUGUUUCUUCAAAGUGUCAUUGUUUAUAUACAUUUUUAAGUGGCAAAUUUUUAUACAUUUCAGAUUCCAAAAAUAGAUUGUGGCAUUGCAUUAUUUUUAAAAUAAAAUAAAACCAAUGUUGAUGUUAUAAA
This is a messenger RNA of Elgaria multicarinata webbii, 10023 nucleotides long. RefSeq names its product tetratricopeptide repeat and ankyrin repeat containing 1 (gene TRANK1). The record is from RefSeq and is a predicted model, not a curated record. Bases 111 to 9065 code for a protein of 2984 amino acids. Gene Ontology annotation, molecular function: protein binding. Lineage: Eukaryota; Metazoa; Chordata; Lepidosauria; Squamata; Anguidae. The transcript has 24 exons.